UUAAAAGGCGCGCGGGCCGGGCCGGCUGCACUUGCGUAGCACCCGGGCUGAGUGCGGCCGCGACGGGGCGGGCGGGCUCUCGGGCGCUAAGAGCUGGCCUUGGGUCCUCGGAGCCUGGCGCUCGAACCUCCCUUCGGACCUCGACCCGGACCCAGACCCCGACCCGGCCUGGCCCGGCCCCCGCCCCCGCCCCCCAGGCCGAUGGACUACUCCUACCUCAAUUCGUACGACUCGUGCGUGGCGGCCAUGGAGGCGUCCGCCUACGGCGACUUUGGCGCCUGCAGCCAGCCCGGCGGCUUCCAAUACAGCCCCUUGCGGCCCGCCUUCCCCGCGGCAGGGCCGCCCUGCCCCGCGCUCGGCUCCUCCAACUGCGCGCUUGGCGCCCUACGCGACCACCAGCCCGCGCCCUACUCGGCAGUGCCCUACAAGUUCUUCCCAGAGCCGUCCGGCCUGCACGAGAAGCGCAAGCAGCGGCGCAUCCGCACCACGUUCACCAGCGCACAGCUCAAGGAGCUGGAGCGCGUCUUCGCUGAGACCCACUACCCCGACAUUUACACGCGUGAGGAGCUGGCUCUCAAGAUCGACCUCACUGAGGCUCGCGUGCAGGUCUGGUUCCAGAACCGCCGGGCCAAGUUCCGCAAACAGGAGCGCGCAGCCAGCGCCAAGGGGGCGGCGGGCGCGUCGGGCGCCAAAAAGGGCGAGGCGCGCUGCUCCUCCGAGGACGACGACUCCAAGGAGUCCACAUGCAGCCCCACGCCGGAUAGCACUGCAUCGCUGCCGCCGCCGCCUGCGCCCGGCCUGGCCAGCCCGCGCCUGAGCCCCAGCCCACUGCCCGUCGCACUGGGCUCUGGGCCGGGACCCGGGCCAGGGCCACAGCCGCUCAAGGGCGCACUGUGGGCAGGUGUGGCGGGCGGUGGGGGCGGCGGUCCCGGCGCAGGCGCGGCCGAACUGCUUAAGGCUUGGCAGCCGGCCGAGUCCGGCCCCGGGCCCUUCUCCGGGGUUCUGUCCUCCUUUCACCGGAAGCCCGGCCCCGCCCUGAAGACCAAUCUGUUCUAGCUGCCAGCCUCUGGAGGCUCCGAGCCUGCCCCCAGAGACGUCCCUGCCCCUCCAGGACCUGACAGUCCCUCCCAUCCUGGCCACCCAACUGGAAGUCCCCAUCCGUCUCCACUCCCUACUGUCUCACCCCUGGGUGUGUCCUCCCUAACUUUGGAGACCAAGUCAGGGCCACUCUCGUCCUCACCCCCACUCUCUACCAGCAGAGCGGAAUUCUUUUCACAGGGACCCCCUCCAGGAGAACCCCGGAGCCCCUUCUAGCUUGGCCUUCUUUGGAUGCGGUACCACAUGAGGCCUGUCCCUAACAUAGUGCCCUCAAAGUGAAGGUCCUCAAGGAGGAGCGGCACAGCCCCCUUCCCUGGCUCUGCAGUGGCUGGGUCACUUAUGCUGGUGACCAGGAAAGUCUGCUGCCCCACCCCUUGGGCCCACCCGCCUUAACCCCACCCAUACAGAGGCUGGUGGUUGCGGGAUAAUCAGUGGCCACUGCCAAUGUGUCCCUCACGUGUCUCCUCUCUUCCCUAGCCCGUCUGGCACAGAGGGUGGACCUGUUGGAGGAGUGGAGGGGCUGCCCAGGGAAUGGGACAGAGGUAUUCCCUUUCCCUAAAUUUUUUGGUUGUCCUUUUUCUUUGAAAAACUUGUAAUUUAUUGAAGUUUUACUCAAUCCAAAUAAAACUUAAUUUAUUGAAGACAUCACGCCGCAACCCUUCCCACUGCCCAGGAGACUGCCUGCAAGACCUUGUCCGGGGCUGAGACCUGCGAGGAACCUCCCUCCCCAAGCCCGCCGCCAGGCAUCCGCAGCGCAGGGCAGCACGGACAAGGAGACAGAACUAAGCAAACUGGCACUUUAUGGCUGAGAUCCUGCCCCACCCCAACCAACCCCAA
Chlorocebus sabaeus (green monkey) is the source of this 1935-nucleotide messenger RNA. It is a transcript of the gene PHOX2A, whose product is annotated as paired like homeobox 2A. The record is from RefSeq and is a predicted model, not a curated record. Gene Ontology annotation, biological process: regulation of transcription by RNA polymerase II. Gene Ontology annotation, molecular function: RNA polymerase II transcription regulatory region sequence-specific DNA binding; DNA-binding transcription factor activity, RNA polymerase II-specific. NCBI's taxonomy places the organism in Eukaryota, Metazoa, Chordata, Mammalia, Primates, Cercopithecidae.